GGCAACUUCAGCGGCGGUGAGGAGUUCGUUGUUUAUUCCCCCGCUCACAGAGGAUUAAAUCACCGAGUCUUUCAGAAAAUGUCGGCGUUUGAUGACAACCCCUUCGCCGAGUCAGCUGGCGUCAACCCCUUCAAUGACCCAGCUGUCACACAGGUGACAAACUCCAGCGUCGAAUCCGUUGACCAGUACAACCCUUUCCCUGCCACGAGCCUGGCUAGUCAGACCACUCCAGCCUCCACAUCCCCCUACCAACCGGCGGUGCUACAGCCAUCCUCAGAGCCCAGUCCACAGGCGACCGCCGCUUCAGCACAGGCCAUCCUGCUGAGGCAGCAGGAGGAGCUGGAUAGGAAAGCUACCGAGCUGGACCGCAGAGAGCAGGAGCUCCAGAACCAAGGCUCCUCAGGUAAACAAAAUAACUGGCCUCCGCUCCCCAAGAGUUUCCCCAUCAAGCCGUGUUUCUAUCAGGACUUCUCAGAGGAGAUUCCCAAUGAGUACCAGAGGGUUUGCAAGAUGAUGUACUACCUCUGGAUGUUCAACUGCGUGACGCUUUUCCUCAACAUGCUGGCAUGUCUGGCCUACUUCACCACGUCGUCUUCCUACGGUGUUGACUUUGGCCUCUCCAUCCUCUGGCUCAUCCUUUUCGCUCCCUGCUCCUUUCUCUGCUGGUACCGGCCCGUCUACAAUGCCUUCAAGACUGACAGCUCCUUCAGCUUCUUCUUCUUCUUCUUUGUCUUCUUCUGCCAAGUGGCCAUCUUCAUCAUUCAGUCGGUGGGCAUCCCCAAGUGGGGCAACAGUGGUUGGAUCGCCGCCUUCUCGGUCAUCAGCUCAUCCAAAGCAGUGGGCGCCAUCAUGAUCAUUGUGGCCAUCCUCUUCACAAUCUGCGCCGUCAUGUCUGUCGUCCUCCUUAAGAUGGUUCACGGCAUGUACCGCCGGACUGGGGCCAGCUUCCACAAGGCCCAGCAGGAAUUCUCGCAGGGCAUCUUCACCAACAAAACCUUCCAAAGUGCCGCCGCCAGCACAGCGUCCUCCGCAGCGCAGGGAACUUUCCAGACAAACAACUAGCUGGCGCUAAGCUAACUGUUCAGGGUUGAGGUCUUCAUGUUAUUAGGUUGGGCGUUGAGUUAAGCGGGCAACCUUAUAAUGUGUCGACCUUGAGCAAGGUGAGGCUGCACUCAUACAGACACCCACCAUCAUGCCCACUGAUGACAUCAUCUGGAUGGGCGAGAACCACACCAGGUGCAUUGUGGGUGAAAUGUGGAGAGACGUUGACUGAUGGCUCAUUUCACUUUGUCUUGGCUGUGUAUAUUUUGUGUGCACUUUUUGGCAACGCUCAUUAAUGUAAAGUGUGUGUGAUGUUUUUUUUUCUGCAUGUGAGAUUCUUUACAACCGUUAUAAUAGUUUUUAUUUUGUGUGUGUCAAUGUUUGGCAAUUUAACAUUUAGCUUUUUUUGAAACUUUGCAAAAGUACUCUUUAUUGCGGCACGCAUACAAGUGCUAUGAGGAAAAAAUAUUACGAAAUAGAUCCAUUCCAAUAACGCAUUCCACAAAUAGUGUCCCCUCUGCAUCAUCCACUUGAAAAAAAAAUAUAUAUAUACCGUGGAUAUGAAAAGUCUACACACCUCUGUUCAAAUUGCAGGUUUUUGUGAUAUAAAGAGAGAGACAAAGAUAAAUCAUUUCAAAAAAUUUUCCUCUUUGAAUGAGAACUCAAUUGAAAAAAACAUUAUUUUCGAGAGAGGAAUUAAAAAUAAACUUCUGAGAUAAUGUGGUUGCACAAGUGUGCACACAAUCUUGGGGCAUGGCUGUGUUACGAUUUAACCAAUCAUAUUCAAACUCAUGUUAAAUGAGGGUCAGCACACACCUGCCACCAUUUAAACAGGCUCUGGUUAAACCCAAAUCCAUUUCAGCUGUUUGAGUAGGCUUUUCCUGACAUUUAUUUGGGGGCAGGUGUGUGCUGACUCCCAUUUAACUCCUAAGUCGUGCCUAUGACCGAAUCACAGCCUUGAUGAUAUAGAGUGCAACAUUACUCACUCUCGUGUGAUAAUGCUUAAAUGUACUGCUGUUUAAUAUUGUUCCAAAGAUGUGUUUGGCCCAGGAGACACCUUCCCCCAUCUGCAGUUGAGUAAAUAAAUACCUCCGCCCACUUUUUGCAGAAAUACGGUAUUAUAAAAUUCAGAUUUAAUUUUUGUUCUGAGACAAAAAGAUGUAUUUGAGUAAAUGAUCUCAAGCUUUGAAUAUAUUGAUGAAAUCAGUUUUUUAAAAAUGCAAUGCAGAUCAUUCAUUGAGCAGCAUGCAAGAUAAGUUUCCUCAGGGUAUUUAUUUCAGUGUUGCAUCAAUUAAGAAAUGAUAAAAUCUGAAUCUUCCUUUUGUUAUUAGGUUAGACUUUGAUACCUUUGGGUUUAAAAUGUAAAAGUGUAUUUUAAAAGCCCUGGUAGAAAUUGGCAAAAUCAUAAGUUUAAUGAAACAAUGCUUUUGCAUGCAUUCAAACUUCAAACCUGAUGUCACUCGGGAAAUGAAGAUUUUGUCAUUUGCGCUGUUUAAUUCAAAUUCUACAAACAAAACGAUUUGUGUAAGGAUGUAAAUUUCAGUGCGUUUUCAAAUGUUUGUUACGGGAUGUAUCACCUCUGUGAUCGUAGAUGAAUCAGAAUUACGUUUUUGCAGCAGAUGACAGUUUAUAAUUAAUUUAACAUUUGGUUCAGCAUCCAAAUGGUUAUACAAUAUGUCUUUUGUUUCUUUUCUCAAUUCAUAUUGUGUUUGCAGAAGUCAGUGCCUUUGGUAUGAAAAGAUUGAAUGUAGCAUCUAAAAAUAAAAUGCUUUGCUUUCAA
Messenger RNA from Phyllopteryx taeniolatus (common seadragon), 2821 nucleotides. It is a transcript of the gene scamp2, whose product is annotated as secretory carrier membrane protein 2. Gene Ontology annotation, biological process: protein transport. Bases 79 to 1062 code for a protein of 327 amino acids. The record is from RefSeq and is a predicted model, not a curated record. The transcript is spliced from 9 exons. NCBI's taxonomy places the organism in Eukaryota, Metazoa, Chordata, Actinopteri, Syngnathiformes, Syngnathidae. Gene Ontology annotation, cellular component: recycling endosome membrane; trans-Golgi network membrane.